AUGUUGUCGGCUCCCGUUAAGUCGGCGAAGCGCAUCUCUUCCCUUUUCUCGCUGGGAUCUAAAGAUCGAGAGUCACAAAAUUCACCUGUUUCAACAGAGUUCCAAGAAACCGCCAACAGACGGAGAAGCAGUUCCCGCCCUACUCGUCAUGUAUCGACCCCAAAUGCGGUGUUCUCAGAACCCCGUACGAUGCCGGAUCCUCUUGACCUAGAAGGCCUUCCGCCGCCGCCUUCCCUCUUGGCGGUAAACCAAGAUCUGGCGAGCAGCGCCCCGAGCUCACCAUCCGAUGCUCGCCCCCGGAGCAGGGGUCGGGAUAUGAGCCGACCCUCUAGUUCGGCGGGACUUGCUAUCCCGGGAUCGAACCCAGACUCCAGACCCAGCACACCCUCGAAGCGUAGGAGUUGGAUGCCGGGUCGGUCGCGCGCCAGCUCGAUUGACAAAAGGCCGCUCGCUCCUUCUUUACCGGCUGCGUGGAUUGCCGGUCUCGACCAGAAGGUCGUGUACGAUCUUUCGCCGUUAUCUCGGGGAGAACAGGGCGAUACCUACGUGUAUCUGUUCCCGCAGAACACCGGCCGAGCCCCGUCAUUCAAGGUCGAUUCCACCAUAUUCGCUGAAUCUCCCUCCCUCACAUACCUCGCCCGCGGAAACGAUGCCAAGAAUGAUCUCGAGCAACCAACACGCACAUUAUCGCUCAACCCGAUGUCGCCUCCGUUGACGCCGCAGGACCGCCUGAACGAUGACGACGAUGAUAGUGCCGGAAGUCAGAGAAUGGCCUUUGGCGACGAUACCCCAGAGGAAGUACAGGAGAUCCAUCUCUACCUGCCUAUCCCCUUGAACUGCGAUGUUUCCAACCCCCAGGCGCGCCUGCAGCAAGACGAUACCGAGACACUUCUCUUGUUCCGCAACUUGUUCGCAUUCCUCCUUGGACAGUCUUUGAUUGCCUCGCCAAAGUCCGCAACACUGUUCUCGAUCUUCAUGGACGUGGCGGUUCUCUUGGCCCGUUUCGAAUUCUCAAACUUGGACGGUUCCAACUUUGGUGAAACCGCUACGUCCAGCUUCAGCAACUACUGCGAGGAACUGCGUUUGGCAGAUGUUCGACGAAGUCGGGAGAAGACUAUCGAGGCCAUCGUUUUGGGUGAGCGUCUACGCUACUACCCGCUCUAUAUUGAAGGCUUCGUGCACGGUGUUGGAAAACUGGACGAGCUCAAGCAGCUUAGAAGCCCGAAGUACACAUUCAUCCAUCCCAUCACACAAAAGCGGAUGGAGCGAGCAUUUCGACUUCCCCUCCUCGUCUUCUCCGGAUCCGCCAACUCGAACACCUCCGAGGAAAGUAAGGUGGUCCGCUUCAAGAACUGGAGAGCCAGCUUCCACGAAUUCCGUCGCUUCACCAUCCAAUACUACAGACAGAAGUAUGGCUCGUGGCCACCCAAGGCCCGCUCGAAGAAGAACGAGUUCGAGGAAAACGGUCUCAACCGUCUCCUCCUGCUCGAUCUGUAUCACGACUUCACCGAUCUAUACGACCUGCUGGUUGACCGCACAGCACUGACAACCCGUUCCAUCGAUGUUUCAGGCACAGGUGAAGCAUCAGCUACUUCCGAACCCAAGGAGAUGGCAGUUCGCGCCCUGCGUCAUAUUCUCAGCGAAUACGACCGCAGUACUCCCCCCGUGCUGCCUCCCAUUCCAUUUGACAUUCCUCAGUUCCCCUCGCUGCAGCCGUUGCAUCGCAAACCCAUGGACGCCAAAAAGGAAGCCAAGCAGAGUACCAAGAAGCUCAAGAACUCCGACGUCAACGCUGUGUUGAUGGGCUCCUACACUCGGGAGAGCAUGCGGCCUACUCCUUUCAUUGAGAGCUUCAUGCAAUUUGAACGUCGCUGUGCCCAGGGAAAGAACAUUAAUGAUAUUACCGAUCUCCGCUGUGGUCAGUGGAUCUUCCUAUACUGUGUCAUCCAGGCUCUGCCUAUGCUCGUCGUGGAUGUCCCCGACGUCCAUUUCAGCGAAGGCGUCGAGUACUUCCUCUGCAUUGCCCCUCGCGGUGGUGCUCCUUGGAUCCACAACGACACCAAGACUGCUCGCAGCUGGUUUGGAGUUGCUGGCGGUGCUGGUGUUGUCAGUCUACCGACUGAUGUGGUUAUCAACGGUGUUGAAGGUGUCUACCGCCGUAGUCACUGUUGGCAAGUCGCCCAACAAUGGGCUGAGAUUGGCGCUCUGAUUGAUCCUCCCAUGAUGGAAGAUGCUACCUACGAGGACGCCGAGUCUUCCAUCUCGUCCCCGUACCAGGCUCAACACUCCUCCGCCGGAUCAUCCUCUGAGCCAAACCCCUUGAUGGUCCCCGGAGGCGGCCUCACCCCGCCUCCCCCUGCCAUCCCGCGCCAGCGUUCUCCUGGUGCUGGCGCCCGGUCGGAGCAUCGCCACUCAAUCUACCCCGGACUGGAAGCCCUGCCUCUUCCCGCAGGCAUUGCCCCCAUCGAACCACCCGCGCGCCCUAUGAGUCGAUUCAACCCGAACAUGAGCUUCGAUGAUAUCCUGAAGGAAGUGCCCAAGAAGGGAAAAAAAUAA
Molecule: messenger RNA, 2556 nt
Organism: Penicillium antarcticum
Lineage: Eukaryota; Fungi; Ascomycota; Eurotiomycetes; Eurotiales; Aspergillaceae
Exons: 3
Coding region: 1-2556 (851 amino acids)
Source: RefSeq, a predicted model, not a curated record